CAAUAAUAAUAAUAGCAGAAAGGUGCAUUGUGUAAUUCUAUCUUUACCAGCUCAAGGUCAUAUCAACCCCAUGAUUCAAUUCUCCAAACUCUUGGAACACCAAGGAAUCAAAGUCACCUUUGUUUCAACCGUUUAUUACUGCAAGAACUUGCAUCAAGUGCCUCCAACAAUUUCACUUGAGACCAUUUCUGAUGGCUUUGACCACACUGGCCCUUCAGGUGCUAAGAACUACGGGGCUUAUAUGGAUCACUUUUGGAGAGUUGGGCCAGAGAAUCUAGCAAAUCUUGUAGAGAAUCUUGGUCGGAAAGGGGAUCCAGUUGAUUGCAUAGUGUAUGAUGCAUUCUUCCCAUGGGCACUAGAAACUGCCAAGAGAUUUGGGAUUGUUGGUGCUGCUUUUCUCACUCAAAACAUGGCGGUUAACACAACAUACUAUCAUUUCCAUUUGGGGAAGAUUCAAGUUCCAUUCAUGGAGGAAGAGUUUUCUUUCCCAGGGUUGCCGAAACUUGAUGUUGCUGACAUGCCUUCUUUCUUCUUCACUUAUCAGGAAAAGCCGUUUCUGCUUGAUUUGUUGGUGGGUCAGUUCUCCAACAUUCACAAAGCUGAUUGGAUUCUUUGCAAUACAUUCUAUGACCUUGGUAAAGAGGUAAAUGAUUGGACAAGGAAAUUGUGGCCGAAAUAUAGGACUAUAGGACCAAACAUACCAUCAAUGUUCUUAAACAAGCAAUACGAAAACGACCAAGAUUACGGUGCUGCUGCAUUCGAGAGCGAAGAUUGCAUGGAAUGGCUAGACAAUAAACCAAAAGGUUCUGUUGUUUAUGUAUCAUUUGGGAGUUUGGUUAUGGUUGGAGAGGAUCAAAUAGAAGAAGUAGCCUAUGCUUUAAGGGAAAGUAAUGCCUACUUCUUAUGGGUGGUAAGGGCCUCUGAGCAAAUUAAGCUUCCCAAAGACUUUGAAAAUAAAUCUGACAAGGGCUUAGUUGUAACUUGGUGCCCCCAACUAAAAGUCUUAGCUCAUGAAGCUAUUGCUUGUUUUGUGACACAUUGUGGUUGGAACUCUACAUUAGAAGCUUUGUGUUUAGGUGUUCCAAUUGUUGCAAUGCCACAAUGGUCAGAUCAAAACACAAAUGCUAAGCUUAUUGUAGAUCUUUGGAAGAUGGGAAUUAGAGCUCCUAUGGAUGAGAACAAGAUUGUGAGACAAGAAGCACUAAGACUUUGUAUAAGGGAAAUAAUUGAGAGUGAACAAGGGAAAGUGAUCAAGAAUAAUAUGAUUCAAUGGAGGAAUUUGGCUAUAAGAGCAAUUAGUGAAGGUGGAACUUCUCAUGAAAGCAUCAAAGAAUUUGUGAAUAGUUUACUUUGCCUAAAUGCUACAUGUCCUAAAGUAUGAAUUACAUUGUGAUUUGAACAAAAAACAAUGAACUUUGCAUUCACUAUCCUUUAAAAUGUACAAUUGCCUGUUAAAAGUUGUGUAGACUUUGCCAUUUUACCGAUUUGAGUUCCAAAUGGUGGAAGAAAUAAUGGUGCAAAUAAAUCCAUCAGCAACAACUAAACGCAUCUAUUCGAAAAUGAUCUCUAUAGAGAUCAAUGGUAGCCCCCUCUGCAAAACCAUUAGUGUUACUUU
Messenger RNA from Arachis stenosperma, 1615 nucleotides. RefSeq names its product UDP-glycosyltransferase 74G1-like. Lineage: Eukaryota; Viridiplantae; Streptophyta; Magnoliopsida; Fabales; Fabaceae. Bases 71 to 1381 code for a protein of 436 amino acids. The transcript has 3 exons. Gene Ontology annotation, molecular function: UDP-glycosyltransferase activity. The record is from RefSeq and is a predicted model, not a curated record.